Rhizopus microsporus ATCC 52813 is the source of this 522-nucleotide messenger RNA. RefSeq lists its product as uncharacterized. Bases 1 to 522 code for a protein of 173 amino acids. NCBI's taxonomy places the organism in Eukaryota, Fungi, Mucoromycota, Mucoromycetes, Mucorales, Rhizopodaceae. The record is from RefSeq and is a predicted model, not a curated record. The transcript is spliced from 4 exons.
AUGUCAACGGAGAACUUGAAGAAAAAGAAUCUGGAUUCAAGACAAGUAUACAUUCCUAUACACAAACGUAAGGAAAUAGUAGAAAAGAAUAUCACAAAAACAUCGUCUACUGCUGAAGGAUGUAAUCAGCAACCUAAACAAAAUACAAACAUAAGGAGAAAAGGCAGAGGGCAAUUCAAAGCACCAGAUAUUACCCAUACUUGUACAAAUACACAAACUUCACCAAAUAUUGAUAAUGAGGCAGAAAGUAAUGAUUCUACAAAAGACAAUUUUCAAGAAGAGGAUGAAGAUAUAAAUAAAAUAACAUCAAUGAUGAAAGGCACAAGUUUAAACGAAGAAUCUUCAAGAAAAGAAACGCGUAGACCACGGACUACAGAUGCGGUAGCCAGGAGAUUAAUUGGGCAUGCUCUAGGAAUAAAAAUGACCAAGACUCCUGAGCAGAAACAGGUAGAUGAUGCUUUAUUACGUACAACUAGAGAGAGACGUCAACAAGAAAAGGAAUGUAUGAAUGAUAAAAAAUGA